AUGAGCUACGACCACGCUGCGACGGCCCACAUCCAUGCCAAGACCCCGAGGAGCAGCCCCGAGCCACCUAGCAGCUGCUGCGGCACGCCGCCGAAGAUGCAUCCCACCCCCGGCCAUGGAUGUCUAGCGCCCCGCCACCCCAAAAGGAGCAGCCUGCCCGCCGACCGCCCCGCCACCGCCUUAGCAAGGUCGCCACCACCACCCACACACCCGCUACCGCCAUCGCACGGAUCUGGGAUGGGGGACCAGAUCCGCCACCAGCGAGUCCCCCGCCCCUCGGAACCCCACAGGCCGCCGCAGGGAAGGGGAGCAACACCACCGGGGGGCCAGGCCGACGAGGGAGGGGGCAGGGCCCAACGACCGCCGCCGAUGCCGUGGAAGGAAUCCCGCGACGAAGACCUCCACCACGCGGGAGAGAGAGGCCCCGCCGCCGCCUACGCCAACCGGUCUUUGGCCAGCGACGCCACCGGCGGCAACGAGGGAGGAGGGCCGGGCCGGGGCGCGAGAGGUGGCGGCGCUAGGGUUGGCUCCCUGAGUCGCCCACGGGAGCGACUCGGCAGCGGCCCGUGGGAGUGA
Messenger RNA from Aegilops tauschii subsp. strangulata, 576 nucleotides. The record is from RefSeq and is a predicted model, not a curated record. NCBI's taxonomy places the organism in Eukaryota, Viridiplantae, Streptophyta, Magnoliopsida, Poales, Poaceae.